Molecule: messenger RNA, 1467 nt
Organism: Boeremia exigua
Lineage: Eukaryota; Fungi; Ascomycota; Dothideomycetes; Pleosporales; Didymellaceae
Exons: 1
Coding region: 1-1467 (488 amino acids)
Biological process (GO): proteolysis
Molecular function (GO): zinc ion binding; metallocarboxypeptidase activity
Source: RefSeq, a predicted model, not a curated record
AUGAAGGUCUCCACACUUCUCGGUCUUUUGCCAACAGCAGCUCUUGCACACGACCUCUUAAGUGUUGCUUUCCUCGCGAAAGAGAAGGCCCAAUUAUUGGACUUCGUUUCGGACAAUGCCCACAUCGACUAUGGCUGCCAUCCAGUCGUCAUUCCUACCAAGGAUGAGCACAGACUUCACGCCCUGCUUACCCAGGAGCAAAUCCACCAUUACAAAAGAAGCCUGGAUGCCGGAUCAGUCCGUAUUGAGACUCUUGAUCAUCUGAACAAGCGUCAGGCAGCACCAGCACCAAUUGGAAAAGGUGAUCGUUUCAAGGGAGGGAAGGUCGCCCCUCGCGGGUUGGGUAGCCAGAAGCCGGAUGUGUACGGAUCCUACCAGAGCGCCGGUAUCUUGAACGCCGACGAAGUUUACACAGCUCUGAAGGGUCUAGAAAAAGAGUAUGGCAUGGAAUUAUUCCAGGCGCCAUACAAGACCUUCGAAGGCAACACAGUCUGGGGUGGUGUCGCCAACAAAGCCGAGAAGAUCAAGAAAGACAAGCAGCACAUAUAUUUUACCUCCGGUAUUCAUGCCCGUGAACGAGGUGGACCAGACAACCUGAUUUACUUCAUCUCGGACCUUCUGUACGCCAACAAGCACCGCAAGGGUCUUACAUAUGGCAAUAAGACGUACACCAACUCCGACGUCAAGAAAGCCCUUGGCGCAGGAAUCGUCUUCAUUCCCAUGACCAACCCAGAUGGCGUCCGCCACGACCAAGCCAACAGCAACCUCUGGCGCAAGAACCGUAACCCGGCCUCCGCCAUUGCUGGUGUUCCUGCUAGCGUUGGUGUAGAUCUGAAUCGUAACUUUGACUUCAUGUGGAACUUCACGAAGCACUUCGAUCCUUCAGUCUCCCCCGCAUCAACAAACCCUUCUUCCCAAGCAUUUUACGGUACUGGACCCUUCUCUGAGCCCGAAACACGUAACAUGAAAUGGGUGUAUGACAUCUUCCCAAAGAUCAGGUGGUUCAUCGACGUCCACUCUGCUGUAGGCACGUUGCUGUAUUCCUGGGGUGACGACACCAACCAGUCCAAUGAUCCUAAACAGAAUCUAUUCAAUCCUGCUUACGAUGGUAAGCGUGGUAUUGUUGAUGAUACCUUGUAUGGCGAGUAUAUUGAGGAGGAAGACUGGUACAACAUCGUGCUGGUCGCAAAUCAGACGACUGACGUCAUGUCUGCAGUCGGUGGAAGGUCGUACGAGGCAUCACAGGCCGUCGGUUUAUACCCAACCUCGGGGGCCUCUGAUGAUUGGGCGUCUAGUCGCUGGCAUGGAGACAAGAAGCUGAACAAGGUGUAUGGAUACACCCUGGAAUUCGGUUACCCUACAAACUUCUACCCGACAGCAGAGGAGUACGUUUACAACAUCCUCGAUACCAAUGCUGGGUUCAUGGAGUUCAUCCUUACCGCCGAUGAGAUUGGUCUGAAGGGGUGA